AUGGAGCGCCCGAAGAAGAGCGGCGCGGUGGCUGGCCUCCCCGACGAUCCCCUCGUGGAGGUCCUCUCCCGCGUCCCCGCCAAGGAUCUCCACCGAUCCAAAUGCGUCUCCAAAGGCUGGCGUGACCUCAUCGCCGACCCCCUCCACCGCAAGAAGCUCCCCCGAACCCUACAAGGGUUUUUCCACGCCUGGGAUUUCAUCAAUCUGCUCGGGGGAUCCCGGCCUCCCGUCGACCCUUCCUUCGCCUUCCUAAAGAAGCUGCCCGGCAUCGGCAACAUCUGUCUCAGGGAUUCCUGCAAUGGCCUCCUCCUCUUUAGGCACGCCACCAGUCGCACGAUCAGCUACGUUGUGUGCAACCCCGCGACAGAGCAAUGGGCGGCCGUGCCCAGCGAGCACACUCCGGCGGACUAUCAUAUGCGAGUGAGAAACACCUAUUUGGUAUUCGAUCCGGCUGUCUCCUCCCAUUUCCAGUUGGUCACCAUCUGUGCAGAGGAGGGGAGCCUGGCAACAGUGCACAUCUACUCCUCAGAAACAGGGGUGUGGAAGCACAGCCAGACUGACUGGGCUGAAGAAGAAAAGCAGCUAGGGCUUUGGAAAGGGCCGAAUCCUCAGAUCAAUGGCAGGGUCCGUGGUGCUCCCUUUUUUAAUGGCCUGCUGUAUGUUAUGUUGAAUAAUUAUCAGAUUGCUAAGGUGGAUGUGGAAGGGAAGACACGAGGGAUCAUCCCGGCGCCAUCUUCGAUGAAUAAUCUAGGUGCUUACUACGGUCCACCUUUCAUUGGUCAAUCCCAAGGGCACCUAUAUUGCAUCCAUGAACCACCCAGUCAGGUUUAUACAAGAGAUUUCAAUGAUGAUCGUGAUCUACUGUCAAUCUGGGUUCUUGACUAUGAUACACAAAAAUGGGCACUUAAGCACAGGGUGAGCCGUACUCAUCUGUUUGGGAGCAGAUUUUACACAAGCGAUUGUGACUACAAUGUGGUUGCCAUUCAUCCAGACAGCAAUAUGGUAUUCAUUUUUCUGAACUGGAAACGGCAGCUGAUAUCAUAUAGCUUGGAUAGCAAGGAAGUGCGUGCUCUUGGCACACUUGAACAAGACCCUGGAUGGUUUGUUCCGUAUGUUCCCUGCUUCUUGGAUUUCUUAUCAGUGGUAGAGCAUGAAGAGAAACUAAAGGGGCCUGGCGAGCAAAGCGCAGAGGAUGUCGCGAGGGUAGGUGGUGGUGGCCAGUGA
Molecule: messenger RNA, 1224 nt
Organism: Setaria italica (foxtail millet)
Lineage: Eukaryota; Viridiplantae; Streptophyta; Magnoliopsida; Poales; Poaceae
Product: F-box protein At5g07610
Exons: 1
Coding region: 1-1224 (407 amino acids)
Molecular function (GO): protein binding
Source: RefSeq, a predicted model, not a curated record